CACAUGUGUAUGUAAUAGUCACUGUGCCACUGUUCACGACUCGCUAUUACAAAAUGGGUAAACACAAAAAGAAUCAGAAGGACUUCCAAAAGGUGAAGCUGAAGGUGGGGCGAAAACUACCGAAAGGCCUGAAUGUAACGGACACCAGUUUCAAGACCAAAAAGAUAGUCCUGCAUGACCGACUGUCAAAGCCAGCCACCGGCGAGCCCACGACAACACGAAAGCUGAGCGUUCAGGAUCUGAUCAGCCGUUUGCACCACUACAAUGUCGCCAGCCGCAUGGAUGCCUUGGCCGGAUUGCGAGAACUCGGACGCACUCAUGCGGGUUCAUUUAGUCCACACCUCAAGCCCCUGCUUGAGAUCUUGGGAACACUCUGCACAGAUAAAGAAGGCACCGUGCGUCAGUCUGCUCUGAAGGUGCUGCGCUUGGUGCUUGGCUCGGUGUCAAGCGAUUGCCUUUCGCCUUUCGGACCACUGCUGCUCUCUCAGCUGGGCUGUGCAGUGAACCACCUGUCAUCUGCAGUUCGCCACGAUGCCCUCGACCUGCUUGGCCUGUUGCUUGAUGCUGUGCCCUCCCUGGCUGUGCGCGCUCCGUAUGGCAGCUUGUGCAACUUCCUCAACAUGAUCUCCACCUCUGCCGAGUCAUCGGCGGUCGGCAAGCAUCGCCGAGUCCUUUCUUCUCAGCUGGGUCAGCGACACACUAAUCGGGCCGUCUGGGUGCGUGUCCUGUCGUCCAUGGAGCGUUUCCUGGCGGUUGCCCUGCGUGUCUGGUUUCCCACGGCUGCGGAAGACGAGGGCCCUGCCACUGCGGAUUUUGCAGAUGAAGCCAAGACUGUGCGGGUUGGUGGUGAAACUUCGGCGUGUAUUGCCCUGUACAGGAAUGGCCUGGAGCCGCAACCCCGUGCCUCUGCUUUCCGCCUUUACGACGGCUUGCUGUCGACGGGAACCAGUAGCGGCAGUGGCAGUGGCCGUAGUGGUGCUGCCAGUACCAGUAAUGCCGGCAGCAGCAGGGAUAACGCCCGCGAGUUUGCUCUCGAACUGGUUCCCCUGCUCCUGGACAUGUGGGUUGAAGCCGAUCCCGACUCUGGGGAGAGUAUGCCACGUGACUCUCUGAUCCUCAUCGACUGUAUCCUACGUGUGCUGCUGCUGCUUAUUGAGUGGCUUCGCAAGGAGAGCCUCUCUAAUGUCCCAUGGUUUGAAGAAAACUUUGGCACCCUACUGCUCAAUCACUUCGACGGUCGCUUCCCUUUCUCACAUGACUGUCUAGCUGGAAGUGGGCAGCCUUUGACCAAGAAGACGAAGAAGGACCCACUGUUUGAUCGUCAGGUAUCUGUGGCAUCCAUCAACUUGGGCAUCUGCGAGGUGCUGGCUGGCCUACUGGGCGUGCUUAGUGCUGACCAAGGGCAGCAGGUGCUGGCUUUCUUUGGUGAUCUCAUCAGCACCGGCCAAGUGCGGUCGGGAGACACACGCAUCGUAGUGAAGAUCGCUCGUCUUCUGCUUCCCCGUGUAUCCCCUAGUGACUGCCUGCAGUUGGUAGAGGCCAUGCUGUCCUUGUACGAGGAGGGUGACAUACUCCAGCCGAGGGAUGCCCACUUCAUCCUCGACUUCUUCCACGAGCUCAUCAUUGGACCGCGAACAUUUUUAGAAGUUGUACGUCCAGUGGUUGACCGUUUCCUGCGCUUGCUGCCCGAGCGGGCCUUGGGUGAGAGGGGUGAGGGCCAGGAAGGAGCCUCCCUGCACUUUCUGGGCAAGUUGGCCCAACUGCGGCUGCCUGCACUCCUGGAGAGCCUCCAGCGUCACUCACUCUUGUGUAUAGAGCUCCUGCCACAAAUGUCGCAAGAAGAUCAGCGCACACUGGUGGAGCUCAUCUGUCGUGUGCCCAGCUUGGAGAAGGAGCACUUUGAAGCACUGUAUGCUGCAACGCUCGACCCACUGCCCACGCCUAUAGUGCUGUACCUGCUUCAGCUGCUGAAGGAGAGGUUUGAUGAAGAGAAAGAUGGAGCCAUGUACGUCGCUGCAUACAGCAGUUUCCUCCUGUCUCUUGCAACAGGCAUGUCACGCAGCAAGGAUGAGCAGCUGAGGGCUGUCUGGCGAGACGACUCCUCUUGGUUGGAGUUGAAAGAGCUGCUGCCAGAAGUCACCCAGAUUCCCGUUGUUCCCAUCGACUGGGACCUUCUUCCCAGCCACUUGAUGAUUAUCGAGGUGGUGGCCAAGUCUUUUGAAGCAUUUCCUGCAUCCUGGAACUUGUCUCAGAUCUUUGAGCCUCUCCUUCAGCAAUUCCUCGAGGCUUACCCCCAGAUGUCAUGCUCCGCUGCCCUGUCAAUCGUGCAUCUUUGCGGAAGGAGACGCUCGGCCGAGCAGCCACCCUGGUUUCUUUCACCACCCUGGGGCCCCUUGACCACUGGCUGUGCCGCAGGGCUUUUGUGUGUUGCGGCACAGCUGUCUGGUCCCCUGCCAACUUCAACGCCUGCCCUGGUACAAGCUUUGGCAGGCUUGGCCACACGCUGUCCAAACAUCUUCAACGACCUCGUUGCACAGUUCUGUCAAGUCCUCGAUUUGCCAUUAUCAGUACCCUGCCUAGAGCUGGUGUGCGGAGCACUGCGAAUUCUCAGCAAGCAGCGCCUUCUGAGCACACCAGCAAGAAACCUUGCUCUUCAAAUGCUCAUUGGGAAACAAGGCUCAGAGCUUCGUCGUCAUCCAUGGUUCCUGGCCACACUGAGUGAAUUCUGCGAAGGCGUACAGCAGCAGCAGCAACAUCACCCACACCAGGCAGCGAUGCUGCAGCCAUCAAGCAUUACCAUCACCGUGAGACAGUAGGGAGCAGUUGCCUCAUAUGAGAGUCAUGUACACCAUAAGCACAAGUCCUAAAGUGACAGAGAGCCUUUAUUGCAAACCAUGGACGUUUUGAAAGACACACAUUCCUCGUGACAUGGUUCAAUAAAUAAGACAUGCACAAUG
Rhipicephalus sanguineus (brown dog tick) is the source of this 2957-nucleotide messenger RNA. RefSeq names its product testis-expressed protein 10 homolog. The transcript has 16 exons. Gene Ontology annotation, cellular component: MLL1 complex; nucleus. NCBI's taxonomy places the organism in Eukaryota, Metazoa, Arthropoda, Arachnida, Ixodida, Ixodidae. Bases 54 to 2816 code for a protein of 920 amino acids. The record is from RefSeq and is a predicted model, not a curated record.